UUAUCCCUCUUCUUGAUAUAUUUUUAAAACCUAGAAACAACAAAUGCCGUCUUUGGAAAAAUCAAUCAAAGGCAAUAAUUCAACUAAUGAUAGUAUAACAGCCGGAUCAACAAAAAGUGACAUACAAGCGAAAGAUGAAGACUCAAUUACAGUCGACGAAGAGCAAGCCAUAUCUAUCAAUGAAAAAGAAGAGCCAUAUACGGUAUUUUCAAAAUCCAAGCUGAUCCAGUUAUUAAUCAUUACUUCUAUGACUGGUAUGCUAUCACCUUUGACAGGGAGUAUUUAUUUUCCUUCUGUCAAUCAAAUCGAGGCAGAUCUCGGGAUAACAACGGAACAAGUAAAUUUAACAAUUACAGUGUAUAUGGUUCUACAAGCUACAUCACCUACUUUUUGGGGGACUUUGGCAGACAACUGGGGAAGAAGGCCUGUUCUUUUAUUGACAAUGGUAAUUUAUUGCGGUGCGUGCAUAGGAUUAGCAUUAUCACCAAAUUAUGCCGCCUUGAUGGUGUUUCGUAUGAUACAAGCGUUUGGAUCAAGUUCGGUCAUUGCUAUCAGUGCUGGUAUACUCAGCGAUAUUGUCCAAUCUAAAAAACGUGGAUCAUUUUAUGGUUUUUACUCUCUUGGUCAAUCACUUGGUCCAGUAUUGGGACCUGUUAUUGGCGGAAUAAUUUCUGAAAAACUGGGUUGGCGGUGGAUCUUUUGGAUUUUACUCAUCCUUGGUUGCACAAUUUUUAUUUGCGUUGGACUUUUUGUGCCUGAAACCUUACGUUCAUUAGUGGGCAAUGGAUCGGGCUACGCAAACCCUACACCAACGCAAUGGCUAGCACGGCGUCGUGGUCUAUUAGACGAAGAUCAAAUUGCAGCGAAAAAAACUGCAAGUAAUCCUCGGCCCAAAAUGAAUUUCUUGGCUCCUUUUUCAUAUUUUGCCGAGCCAGAUGUAUUCCUGAUUCUUUGGCUAAACGGCCUUGUAUUUACUGUAUUUUAUUGUUUUAUGACAUCCACCACCAAGCAAUAUAGUAUACAUUAUCCAUAUCUCUCCGAACUCGAAAUAGGUAUUUGCUUUUUGUCUAUGGGUGUAGGCACCAUUUCUGGCUCCUUUCUAAAGGGAAGAUUGUUGGAUUAUGAUUACCGUAGUGUAAGCAAGGAAUUUAAGAGAGACUUUCCUGAUAAACCCGAUUCGGAAUUCCCAAUAUUUGUAGCCCGCUUAAGAUCUCUGUGGAUCAAUUUAAUCUUGAUGGAGGUGGCCACACUGAUUUAUGGUUGGAUGUUUAUUAUUAAUGCUCCUUUGCCCGUAGCUUUGGUUCUUCAAUUUCUUUUUGCCAUUAGCGCGUCGGGUAUAAUGACAUCGUCACAAACACUAUUAGUCGAUUUGUUUCCGGGUAAAGGUGCCUCCAUUACCGCGUCAAAUAAUUUGAUGCGUUGUCUCCUUGGUGCUAUGGCGACUGCCUACAUUGGCCCGGGUAUUGCAGGUGUAGGCAUGGGAUGGAUGUUUACAAUUUUGGGCCUUAUUUUGGUAGCGAAUAAUGUAUGCUUAUUUAUUUUGAUAAAGAGAGGGCCUCAAUGGAGAAUGAAUCGCACACAAAGGCAAAAUGGCUCUCUAGCAAAAUCAAGAAGUUUGUUCCGAUGUAUAUGAAUUAGUUGGAAAUAAUGUAAGAAAAUUUCAUCAAUUCCUGUUAUAUGGAUUGAAUUGAUAUCUAUAAUUAUUACAAACACUUUACAUAUCUUUAGUUUAAUAAAUCAUCACCUCGAUAUCAGAGGUUGUACUGUAUAAUGCCAAAAAUGUCAAACCCUGUAUUUCUGCAAUGUUGUGUAACCAAUCCAUUCCGAUGGUCUCAUUUGUUUGUUUGUGUUGUCUUGUUUUUUUUCUCCGUAUUACAUAUCUAACUAUACACCCUAAAAUAAAUCAGCAAUCAAAAUGUUUUUUUUGAUCGAUAUUGGCGAUAUCGCUCAAAAAAUCGAAAAUAUCGAUAUCUCCGAUAUUUUUGAUUUUUUGAUCGCUGAUCGCAAAGCCAAAUUUUCAAAUCUCUAUAAAAACAACCUAUACAUAAAUAAAUAGAUGUAGCAAUACCAUGUUAAUAGAUAAACGUAAUUUUUUAA
Molecule: messenger RNA, 2097 nt
Organism: Mucor mucedo
Lineage: Eukaryota; Fungi; Mucoromycota; Mucoromycetes; Mucorales; Mucoraceae
Product: major facilitator superfamily domain-containing protein
Exons: 3
Coding region: 44-1633 (529 amino acids)
Biological process (GO): transmembrane transport
Molecular function (GO): transmembrane transporter activity
Source: RefSeq, a predicted model, not a curated record